This is a messenger RNA of Salvia hispanica, 4039 nucleotides long. RefSeq names its product structural maintenance of chromosomes protein 4-like. NCBI's taxonomy places the organism in Eukaryota, Viridiplantae, Streptophyta, Magnoliopsida, Lamiales, Lamiaceae. The record is from RefSeq and is a predicted model, not a curated record. Gene Ontology annotation, cellular component: chromosome; condensin complex. Gene Ontology annotation, molecular function: protein binding; ATP hydrolysis activity; ATP binding. Gene Ontology annotation, biological process: mitotic chromosome condensation.
CCUUCUCUUCAAUCUUCAUCGCUUCUUCUACUGAAUUCGGACACUCUCACACAAGUUUCCACAAUUGCUUUGUUAACGGCCGUGCGAAGUGCAGAAGUGCUCACUGCUGAGUAGAGAUCACGGACUCCAGUUGACGAAACAUAAUAUACCUCACUUUUGUGGCUGAAUAUCUAUCAAUGGGGAUAGAUAUGGAAUCGACGACCACCGCCGCCGACUCCGUUCCCGAGCCAACUCGGAAGGCGACUCCACCUCCUAGGCUAUUUAUCCAGGAGAUGGUGAUGAAGAAUUUCAAAUCAUAUGCGGGCGAACAGCGCGUUGGCCCCUUUCACAAGAAUUUCUCCGCUGUAGUCGGUCCUAAUGGAAGUGGGAAGAGCAACGUCAUAGAUGCGAUGCUUUUUGUGUUUGGGAAGAGAGCUAAACAGAUGAGGCUAAAUAAAGUUUCGGAGCUUAUUCACAACUCUACAAAUCACCAGAAUUUGGAAAGUGCUGGUGUAUCAGUUCACUUUCAGGAGAUUAUUGAUUUGGAUGAUGGGAAUUAUGAAGUUGUCUCCGGAAGUGAUUUCAUAAUUACACGUGUUGCAUUUCGGGAUAACUCCUCUAAGUAUUAUAUCAACGACAGAGCAAGUAAUUUCACAGAGGUGACCAAAUUCUUAAGAGGGAAAGGUGUUGAUUUGGAUAACAACCGAUUUCUGAUUCUUCAGGGUGAGGUGGAACAAAUAUCACUUAUGAAGCCAAAGGCACAGGGGCCUCAUGAUGAAGGAUUUCUAGAGUAUCUUGAGGAUAUUAUUGGAACUAACAAAUAUGUAGAAAAGAUUGAUGAAUCAUUUAAGGAGCUGGAAGCACUUAAUGAAAAGAGAACUAGUGUGGUUCAAAUGGUGAAGUUGGCUGAGAAAGAAACAGAGAGCCUGGAGGGUGUCAAGAAUGAAGCAGAAGAAUACAUGCUUAAAGAGCUGUCACUGUUGAAAUGGCAAGAGAAAGCUACCAAGUUGGCUUCUGAAAAUAAUAUCACUGAAAUAGCAGAUAUUCAGGCAGCUAUUUCUAGCCUAGAGGCAAAUGUAAAGUCUGAAAGGAAUAAAAUACAAGAAAAUACCAAAACAUUGAAAGAACUUGAAGCUUUGCAUGUGAAGUACAUGAAGAGACAAGAGGAACUGGAUAAUGAUCUCCGGCGCUCAAGAAAUGAUAUAAAGGAAUUUGAAAGGCAGAACCUGAAAGAUCGAGAAGAUUAUGACCACUUGAAGAAAAAGAUAAAAAAGCUGAAUGACAAACUCGAAAGGGAUGUGACCAAAAUUGCAGACCUUACUAAAGAGUGCGAGGACUCUGUGAUUGAGAUUCCUAAGCUUGAGGAACAAAUUUGUCAGUUGCAGAAACAGUUAGUGAACGAGGAGAAGAUCUUGGAAGAAAUAGAAGAAACUUCUAAAGCUGAAACCGAAGUUUUCCGUAGUGAGCUUGCUGAUGUUCGUACUGAACUAGAACCCUGGGAAAAGCAAAUGAUUGAUUGCAGAGGAAAACUUGAAGUUGCUUCUGCUGAAAAAGAUCUCUUGAAUAAAAAGCAUGAAGCUGGUUGUGCUGCAUAUGAAGAUGCAAAGAAGAAGAUAGUUGAAAUUAAUGCAACAAUUGAGACAAAAACUUCAGCUGUUAAAGAUAUUGAAAAUGAGCUAGUGAAGAAGAAAUCUGAAGCAUCUGAAGCUCGUAAAGUGGAGCAAGCUUUGCUUGAAGAACAACACAAGUUAGUUCUUCUAGAACAGGCUGCUAGACAAAGGGUUGCUGAGCUUUCAUCUACUAUGGAGUCUGAAAGGAACCAAAAUUCUGUUUUAAAAGCAAUAAUUCACGCUAAGGAAGCUAAUAUUAUACCGGGAAUAUAUGGCCGAAUGGGAGAUCUAGGGGCCAUUGAUGCAAAAUAUGAUGUUGCUAUAUCAACUGCAUGUGCUGGACUUGAUUAUAUUGUUGUGGAGAAAACUUCUGCAGCCCAAGCAUGCGUCGAGCUGCUGCGUAGCCAAAACCUUGGUGUUGCUACAUUCAUGAUUCUGGAAAAGCAAACCAAUCAUCUACCUAGGUUAAGGGAGAAAGUUGUCACACCAGAGGGUGUUCCUCGCUUAUUUGAUCUCAUCAAGGUUCAGGAUGAGAGGAUGAAACUUGCUUUUUUUGCAGCACUGGGGAACACCAUUGUAGCUAAAGAUAUUGAUCAGGCCACUCGAAUCGCUUAUGGUGGAAGGAAUGGAUCCUGGCGUGUCGUCACACUUGAUGGUGCUCUUUUUGAAAAAUCUGGUACAAUGACUGGUGGAGGGAAUCGGCCAAGUGGUGGCAAAAUGGGGACCUCUAUUCGUGCUAGUGUGUCUGGAGAGGCUGUGGCAACUGCUGAAAAGGAGCUAUCAGAUUUGGCUGAAAGGCUAAAUAAUAUUAGGAACAGAAUAUCUGAUGCUAUUAGGAGUUACAGAGAUUCAGAAAAUGCGAUUUCACCCUUGGAGAUGAAUUUAACAAAAACCUGGAAGGAGAUAGAGAGUCUAAAGCUAUUACUUGGAGAUCUAGAAAAACAGCUGUCUUCACUGAAGGCAGGAUCACAGGCAUCAAAGGCAGAGCUGGCUAAGCUGCAAGAACUUGAACACAUCAUUUCCGAAGAAGAGAAAGAAAUGAACAGGCUUCUCAAAGGUUCAGAACAACUAAAAAACAAGGCUUUGGAGCUCCAGAACAAAAUAGAAAAUGCUGGAGGGGAAAGGCUGAAAAAGCAGAAAGCUAAAGUUAGCAAGAUUCAGUCUGAUAUUGAUAAAAACAGCACUAAGAUCAACCGCGACAAAGUCCAGAUUGAAACUGGCCAGAAGACAAUUGAAAAAUUGACAAAGGGGAUUGAAGAGUCCAAAGUUGAGAAGGAAAGGCUAUUGGGCGAAAAGGAGAAAUUACAUACCGCAUCCAAGGAAACUGAAGAAAAAGCUAUAAAAGUUAUGGAGGAUUCUGUUAAGAUACAGGAGGUAAUUAAUGAGCAUAAGGAAGUUCUGGACCAAGCAAAAUCAGACUAUGAAAACCUUAAGAAAGUCAUGGAUACCUUACGAACAUCUCAGGUUGAUGCUGAAUACAAGCUACAAGAUAAGAGGAAAGCAUGCAAGGAGCUAGAAAUUAAGGGGAAAGCUUACAUGAAAAGGCUUGAUGAUCUUGAAAUAUCUAUAUCAAAGCACCUGGAUCAGAUUCAGAAAGAUUUGGUGGAUCCGGUGAAGCUAGAGGUAGUUCUGACAGAUGCAACUCUUGCUCAAACAAGUGACCUUAAGCAGGGUCUUGAGAAGGUGGCGCUCCUUGAAGCUCAAUUGAAGGACAUGAACCCAAACCUUGACUCAAUCUCAGAGUAUCGGAAGAAAGUUAGUUUGUAUAAUGAGAGAGUUGCAGAUCUUAAUUUGGUCACUCAACAACGUGAUGACAUAAAGAAGCAAUAUGAUGAAUGGAGGAAGAAGAGGUUAGAUGAAUUCAUGGCUGGUUUUAACACAAUUUCGUUGAAACUAAAAGAAAUGUAUCAGAUGAUAACACUGGGAGGGGAUGCUGAACUCGAGUUAGUGGACUCCUUAGAUCCAUUCUCAGAAGGUGUCGUCUUCAGUGUCAGACCACCGAAAAAGAGCUGGAAGAACAUUGCCAACUUAUCAGGAGGCGAAAAGACCCUCAGCUCACUAGCCCUAGUAUUUGCCCUCCACCAUUACAAACCAACCCCACUUUACGUGAUGGAUGAGAUCGAUGCUGCUCUAGAUUUCAAGAACGUAUCUAUCGUGGGGCAUUAUGUUAAGGAUCGUACAAAGGAUGCACAAUUCAUCAUCAUAAGCCUACGUAAUAAUAUGUUCGAGUUGGCUGAUCGACUUGUUGGAAUAUACAAAACCGAUAAUUGCACAAAGAGCAUCACCAUCAAUCCUGAGAGCUUUGUUGUUUGUAAACAACAGCCUUCUUAAGAUUCUCUGCAAAAUCUGUCUUUUGCUUAAGUAUUUCUGGAGAAAUACUAAUAGUAGUAUGUAAUUAUAGAGACAUUCACAUACGAAACUCAUUAUAUCUAAUAUUCAUAUUUUGACAA